Molecule: messenger RNA, 5908 nt
Organism: Pundamilia nyererei
Lineage: Eukaryota; Metazoa; Chordata; Actinopteri; Cichliformes; Cichlidae
Gene: kcnj14
Product: potassium inwardly rectifying channel subfamily J member 14
Exons: 6
Coding region: 2152-3762 (536 amino acids)
Biological process (GO): potassium ion import across plasma membrane; regulation of monoatomic ion transmembrane transport
Cellular component (GO): plasma membrane
Molecular function (GO): inward rectifier potassium channel activity
Source: RefSeq, a predicted model, not a curated record
AACUGCGACCUGAGGGCUCGUGGACAGAGCGCCAGCACGGGUCAGCUCGCGCAGCGGCUAUUAAUCAUUUAAAAAAAAUAACCAAACAGCGGCUGGUUUAAUAAGGAAACAACCCGAAGCACCAAACUGACGUGGCGCUGGUUUCAUGGGAGGACGCUGUCAGCAGAGGGUACAUCUGGGUCAAGCUACAAGAAGGUCUGAUAUUUCAUCUUAACACUAUCCACAAAAAAGCAACCAAUGAACUGCAUUUUAUAAACCAGAGGGAUACACUAACAAAGUCUGCAGUGGGUUAGGCGUGAUGAUCCAAACAUAAAGGGAUACAGAACAUUCACCGAAACCUCAAUAAGGGAAACGGAAUAAGAAGCAGACUCUUUCAUUUCCUUCUUCUGUGACUCUUCCCUUCCCUCAGAUCAACAAAGCUCAGUGCUCUCACUGAACAUGUGUCAAAAAAGGAGGCCAACACUCAAGCAAAGAUGAACCCCUAUGUUACUUCUCACUUCAGGAGGGAUCUCUUCCCCCAUUUUCAUUUGUUGUAGACUUUUUGUUUACCCUGCUUUUACUGGUUGGAUGCAAUGACUUGCUCUGUAUUUGGAAAGUUAUAGCAACAGCUCUUGCUUCUUGCUUUGCUGUUCUCUCUGUACCUUCAGCAGUGCACGGUUAUGGUUGAGUAACUGAUUUUGUUCACUGGUUACUAAAUGAUUAUGGGUUGCAUGAUCUUUACACUCUGUCAGGAUUCAGUUGUAAGGGUCUCUGGGAAUGAUUGGGCAAGGGAUGCCAAGUAAGAGUCUACAAGGCACAAAAACUGUUACAGCCUCCUGCUUAGACAUACACCUGACCUGUGAACUCUGGAGCUUGACCUCUGCAGAAAACAGAUCAAAUCAGGUGAUUGCUGUUCUCAACUUUUGACUCUUUAUAAAUCUUCCACGUAAAGCUAAGUAAGUUUAGAGAUAGUCAAAAUAAUCAUCCUCUGUUGUUUUCUUCAUUUUUUCUAAUCUGUUGUCAGGCGUAGGUGAUUUCUCAGCCCUAACACUGAGCUGUGUUGAGGUAUAUCUUUGUUGUGGCUGUAAAUGUAGUUAUUGGCCAAUAUUAUCCAGGAGGCAGUGCACAAAAUACUUCUUUGAGAAUCUGACAAUGGCCAUUAAACAGUUUUGCAGACACUUAAAAAGAACAUGUGAAAUUGUAAAGGCAGUGACAUGAUUGGAAAAGAAAUGGCAAACAAAUCAUGUUUUUUUUUUUCAGUUGGGUCCCUGGUGUUGGGAACAAAAGUUGUAUUUCCUUUAUCUGUGAAAAAAAAGUGAUGAGAAUAGCUUAAGCCAGCCGAAUCAAGAUAUCUUGGCAAUGAAUUAUGAAUGAUAAAUAAUAACAGUAGAGAUUUGAUGGUUUUGUAUUGUCUUUUUCCUCAUGCCCUUCUCAAGUGGUUGUGAAAGUGGAGAGAAGUUUGAUCGUAAGAAUUGGCAUGUUUCUUUCUUGUUUCAACUGCAUGUUGGAAGUUAUCAUACUGUUUGACCUGAAUUUGGCUUUGUGUUCUCUGCGUACAUUGUAUAUCAUCACAUUUCUAUCCCAUUGUCUUGCUCCAUUGCAUUAUCAGCUUAUAUUUUUUGAAGUGUUUAUCAAAUGAGUCCUGCUCAAGCAAAAAACCUCAAGACUAUCCUUUUAGUGUUUUCAACUAUAUAGAACCAAUCCUGCAUGUUUUUCUGAUGUAUGUCAAAGUUAGCCCAGCUCUACCACUCCUUGUCAAAUGAAAUUUUGCAGAUCACAGAGUUGGAGUCUUUGGGCUGCUAUUGAAGUCGUUCUUUUCAGCUCACCUCCUUUCACUAAAGUGACUGUGAUUUAAGGUCAUUGGUUGUUACUGAACUCACACUACAAGAAAGCCCAUUAGCUUGCUGGGAAUCCAUUACUGAAAGGACUGACUGUACGGAGUAACAGAAUAAAAAGUUGUGGAAGAGACACUGAAGAAAGUGAUUGACCAAUGGCCUUGGAGGGUGUUAUCCUCUGGUUACCAUUGGGCGCCAUGGACCUACAAUUAUCUCUGUAUUAAAAGAGACUGACUGUGACAUUAACACCACACAUAAUUUCACUGACGGUAUCGAGGUGCUUAUUCAUUACAUCGAUAAACAAGGCACACUUAUAAAUACAGAGAACUCAUAGCAGAUGAUGGGGGCAGCACGUGUAAAACGACGCUUCAGUGCUGUGGUGGAUGGGCCAGUGGAGGAGGAGGAGGUCAUGAGGCUAGCACAGAGUGCUGCAGAUACAUCUGGCGGAGGGGGGAGCCCAGCGGGGUCAGGGACCCCAACCAGCCCCUCUCCGACCCAUGCCCUCAAUGGCAAAGCUCUGCCUCUUCAAAGCAACACCAACAAUGCCCGGAGGCAUGGUGCCAUUGGAGAGUCAGCUGGAGGAGAUGCAGGAGGAGAAGGUGGGUUGAGAGGAGGAAGAAUGUGUUCAGGGCCCAAGAGUGGAAGAGGCAGUAGUGUAGGAGGGAGAGGGGAAGGCCGUUCUUCAUCAGAUCAGGAUUCACUCUCUUCCCCCUCCACUACCAGCCGCCGGCGCAAUAGGCGCUCAACCCGCCGGCCCCGACAACGCUUUGUGGGCAAGGACGGACGCUGCAACGUCACCUUUGUCAACAUGAGCGAGAGGGGCCAGCGGUACCUCAGUGACCUCUUUACCACUUGCGUGGACAUCCGCUGGCGAUGGAUGCUGGUCAUCUUCACUCUCUCCUUCGUUCUCUCCUGGCUGCUCUUUGGAUUUGCCUUCUGGCUCAUUGCCUCCGCACAUGGAGACCUCUCCAUUCGGCUUACCCCCAGCUCAAGUUCAUCUCCGGGAUCAGGAGAUGCUGGCUCUGGAGGAGAGUCUGAUAGAGAGGCAGUGGUUGAGGAGCCAUGCUUCUUCCAGGUGAACAGCUUCAUGGCAGCCUUUCUGUUCUCCUUGGAGACGCAGACAUCCAUCGGUUAUGGCUUCAGAAGUGUGACCGAAGAAUGUCCCCUGGCGGUGGUGGCGGUCGUUUUGCAGUGCAUUGUGGGCUGCAUAAUUGACGCCUUCAUCAUCGGGGCAGUCAUGGCAAAGAUUGCCAAGCCCAAGAAGCGCAACGAGACCCUGGUGUUCUCCAACACUGCUGUUGUGGCGUUGAGAGAUGGAAAACUCUGUAUGAUGUGGAGGGUCGGAAACCUACGCAAAAGCCACCUGGUAGAAGCACACGUCAGAGCACAACUACUAAAGUCAAGGGUGACACCAGAGGGAGAGUACCUCCCACUGGACAACGUGGACAUCAACGUGGGGUUUGACACCGGCACUGACCGCAUCUUCUUGGUCUCGCCUGUAACAAUUGUCCAUGAAAUCAAUGAAGAGUCGCCUUUCUUUGAGAUGGACCAAAAAACGCUGGAGAACGACUCUGACCUGGAGGUGGUGGUCAUACUUGAAGGCAUGGUGGAGGCCACAGCCAUGACCACGCAGUGCCGCAGCUCCUAUCUGGCUACUGAAAUCCUCUGGGGACACCGCUUUGAACCAGUGCUCUUUGAGAGGAAAGAUGGCUACCAGGUGGAUUACUCAUUUUUCCAUCGGACCUAUGAAAUCCCGAACACACCUUCCUGCAGUGCUAAAGAUCUGGCCGAGCAGAAAUACAUUCAGAGUUCACGGUCGUCAUUCUGUUAUGAGAACGAAGUAGCUCUGCAGCUUGCCUCCCCCGACGGUGAGCUGGGUCAAAACCUUGAGUUUGCCUCCCCACCGACCCGGAGGCAAUCCAUGGCAGAACAUCUCCACUACAACUGAACGGAAGGCAAAAAGACAGGAAACCGACUUCAGAGAAUGAACUGAUAUGAUGAUGGGAGACAGAAUAGUAGAGAGAGCCUUGAAUAAACCAGUGUACAAUAAAGGAUAGGAAGAAACGCUAUUUACAGAAGAGGAAGAAAUAUUUAGUGCGAACAUUAGCAAGUUUGGUGUUACUCUUUUGGUGAGUUGGGUUUAGUACACUGACCUAGUUGUCUAAUUGGUCCUGGCAAUCUUUCAAAAUCAUUGAAAACUGCUAAGUCUCACAUCUGGCCCAUCACUACCACAGCACACAGUCUGACUCUAAUACCUGACUGACAAGGGAAUGCAACAGCGCCCCAUGGUGGCUACCACAUGUAAUUGACCCUCAAUUUUUAUGACGGGAAGAUUUUGACCUCUGUUGGAGGUAAUGUUUUAGCUUCUGAGGAAUGUAUUCCACUAAGAUGCUCACUUAUCACUUUUGUUCUUUUGUUCUUUUAUUUUCUUAUGGUAAGUAUGGAUUAUGCACUUUUUGACAUCACGGACUUAGAAUGUAUUUGAGAUAAGCCAAAGCAGAGCAACAGUAACAUGGAGAAACAGCUUUAAACUAGCAGCGGUUUUGAGAUGUUUGUUCCAUGUAGAUGUAUUUUCUCUGUGUUGUUUGUUUUUUGGCUUUUUUCCAUGUGUGAUGCAAAGAAAAAGAUGUUCACUGAUUGUAAACUUUUCUUGAUUUUAACAUUUUGUGUUGAGUGGAAUAGCAUGAUUGUAGGGUCUCAGACCACACAGGUGAUCCAGAUGUGAUGAUCGCCAUGUAUUGUUUUAUGGCGCUACUAUCAAAGUAUGCUGUUAUCUCUUAUGUCUGUAAAAGCAGCCUCGCUAUUGUUUUGGUGUGCUAUUUUUGCAUUAUUGUACACUUUAACUGAGCUAUAAUACUGUAAUCUUUUAAGUGUUGGUGGUGCAGACUGAAUAGUGAAUAUAAGUCAAUAGCAUUGGAGACCUACACUCACUUUCCAUUUCUACAAUUCUGCAAGAAGUGGCUGAAGAUCCAACUGGAAACUACAUCAGACUCCCAAAAAAUUAAAUCUGGGUUGUUGGGAGUUUUUUGGCUCAUAAAAUCAUGUAAUUUCCUUAGGUGGUAGGUGGUGCCUUCAUAACAGAGCAGACAUUUUGCAAAUGUCCCUUCAUCUGCAUGAUGUUGAAAAUGUCCUUGAAUUGUAUUUUUUUAUCAUGUGCAUUUGCAAGAUGACCACUUUUAGUGUGCAGUAUGUGCUAAGAUGAAAAAAACUGAGAAAUCCCCAUAUAAACAUGCCGUGAUGAAUGAAUCUUUUACCCGUAAUAUAAUGUAAGCUAUGUAAUAGUUGCACUUUAUAGAUAUAUUACAAAGCACCUGAGAUAUUUCUGUUUAUUUUAACAUUAAUAAUUAAGAGUAAAUAAUGCCACCUCAGUAUGUAAGUGUUUGAUUGCAGCAUGUGUUGGCAAAGUGUGGGGGCCGCAAUGCCGUGUUGAGUGUUGACCAGUAAUCAGCCUGUCCGACGCACAACCUGGAAACUUGUUGUUUGCACUUUGCACUAAUUAUGGAGACUAAUAUCACUGAUGAAACUUUACAAAAGCUCAGUAGUGUUGCAGGAACAGCACAGGCUAACUUCAGUGCAUCGAGCGCAGUGUUCUGACUGAUAACAUAUUAUCUCUUAUAAAUAGUGUUAAUGCUGUUCCAUGUCUGUCUUCCCUUUCACUUCUCUAUUAUGGCUACCAUUUUCUAUUUAUAGGCUGCACAGGAGGUCAUGUCAUUUUCUCCCUGCAUCCACUUCCAUGAAAUGUAACUUGAACUUACAGCACCAUCACUUUACUAUGAUGGGACUUUUUAAACACAGCAGAAAGAAAUAGACGGAUUGAUUUGGAUUCACUUUUCACAGUACAGUACAUUUUAUACAUAGUGUAAAGCACAGAGUAGUAUAAUGUAAUACCUCUUUUUUAAAUAAAUUAAGUGAUAUGAAAUCGACAAAAGCUACUGUUCUAGGAUUUGGGGGGAUUUUCUGAGGAGAAAUUUUUCUUUUCUUUUUUUUUUGCUCCAGCAGACACUAGAUAUAUAAUUUCAGAGCUGCCUCAGGCACAAAGCACUUCCAGAAAAAAGAGAACAGUGUUAUAGAAGAAAUAAAACAUGGGGAUUCAA